Cloeon dipterum is the source of this 5235-nucleotide messenger RNA. It is a transcript of the gene Marf1, whose product is annotated as meiosis regulator and mRNA stability factor 1-like protein. Gene Ontology annotation, molecular function: CCR4-NOT complex binding; RNA nuclease activity; RNA binding. Lineage: Eukaryota; Metazoa; Arthropoda; Insecta; Ephemeroptera; Baetidae. Gene Ontology annotation, cellular component: cytoplasm; peroxisome. Gene Ontology annotation, biological process: regulation of gene expression. The transcript has 22 exons. The record is from RefSeq and is a predicted model, not a curated record. Bases 291 to 4517 code for a protein of 1408 amino acids.
AGCACAGCACGAAACCAAGCAGCUCAUUUGUUUAUUUACUUUCGUCUCGAUUCAGAAUUUGGAUCAGAUUCGGAUGUAGCUGUGUUUCGCAAAACUGUUUGUCGUCAUUAAAAUGGUACUACACACCGCAUUUGUACACACAGUCACACAGAUGAAAAUCGAAUGGCCUGCUGCUCUAGAAAGUCUGUCCGAUUUUAAUAUGACUGUCAAUGCGAGCCGCAUGUAGUACAUACAUCACCUAUAUAAUUUAAAAUCAAGACAAAGUUUUAGUAAAACAAAUUUUACACACAAUGACGCACAACUUGUCUAGCAGCGAACCAAUGGACAUUAGUCUUCGCAACAAAUUAGCUGACAGCAUAUCAGGUCCGGUGGAAGUACAAGGUCAAGAGGCUGGAAUUUGGCUGUCUGUAUCAAAACUCCAGGAGCUAGUAUCAUCCCUUCCAAAGACCGACUUUAAAAGGAUAACGCCUGAAAACCAUGUAGAAAUUCGGCUCACGGAUGUUUUGGCCGCUACCCACUUGAGUUCCUCGGCACCUAACUGUGAUGCUCAAUCAGCAUUUUUUCCUCCGAUUGGCGUAUUCUGGGACAUAGAGAACUGCCAGGUCCCAAGCGGAAUAUCUGCUCUCACAGUCGUUCAGUUUAUCCGCGAUAGGUUUUUUCAAGGCUAUAGUGAGGAGGAAUUUGUUGUUGUGUGCGACGUAACAAAAGAGAACAGUCAAGUCAUGCAAGAACUGAAUGCGGCACAAAUUGAUGUAGUUCAUGUGUCGUCGAUUUGCAAGAAUGCUGCUGACGAAAAAUUGAGGCAAGCUUUGAGAAGGUUUGCUGAGCGGCAUGGAAGCCCUGCAGCUGUUGUUCUUAUGACAGGCGAUGUAAAUUUCGCGUCAGACAUAAGGGACCUGAAAUAUCGUAAACAGAUUAAGGUUAUUCUUCUACACCCAACAUACACAAGUGAUGCUAUGUUGAUGAGUUCUGAUGAACAUUAUAAUUUUUUCGAGCUAACUAAUUCGCUUCCUCACAGAUCAAUUUUGGGCUCAGUUUGCACAGACCAUUUUGACGUUAUUGUCAAAAAUUUACCUGAUAGUACAAUUUAUGGGACAAAUAAGACGAGACAAAGACUGAAGUAUCUUUCCUACAAUUGCGGUGGAAAAAUAAUCCGCGUGACAAGAUAUGAGGCUGUUGUGAGAUUUGGAAGUCGGGAGCUGGCAGAAAGAGCCUGUAUUCGUAUGGAUGGUGAAGAUGUCCUAGGACGAAAAAUAGUUGUUUCAAUUCCCCAAACAGCAAGAAGCGCGAGCGCAGGUGUUGAGAACAAGCUAAGUGCAGCCGAAGCCAAUAUCACAAACUCUCCAAAUAUGCCUCUCCAUAAAGUUCCCCGCACCAGUUACCACCAACAUGCGGUGUCUUCCAAUCAACAUCACUACAGCCCAGCUGUUAAGUCCAACUACUUCAAUCCGAACUCACUUGCAGGAAAUGGAGCUACGUCCUUGGCAACUGCUUCUGAACUGUUCAACUACUCCCUUGUGCCACCGCCAGCUAUGCCAAUGCAUCCACCAGCCCCUUCUUUCUCACAAGUGCUGACUUCAGGACAGUCAAGCAAGAGUAGGACAGCUUCUCCAAACUUAUGCAGCAAUGGUAAAGGAAGAGUGAGCCCUUUCCCAACUCGAGCAGAUGCAGAUGGUUCAGAUUCAAAGGAGAGAUCUGAAAGCCCAGUGGAGUUGCAGAUAGCAAAUCUGGACUUCAACUUGGACAUCAAGGAAGUUCGCAAAACUUUGCUAGAAGCUUUUAAGGAGCAUGUCAUGGUGCUGAACAUGUCUGUGUUCACUCAGUCUGAUGGCCAGCUUGGUGCCAGGGUGAAGGUACCGACCAAGAAGGAUGCUCAGGUGGCAAUCGCUGCCCUUCACAGAAAGCGUAUCGGCAACCGUCGCGUCCGCAUCACCAUGUCCAGCCAGAGCCGCGGAGGCUCUGUCAGUCCCUCUUCUCAGCUUAUCAGGGAAAACGUCAAGUCCCUUCUCAUGGACGUACCUGAGCUCACCCUGCCCCUGUUCAAGCUCUGCGAACUCUAUGAACGCAGAUUCCUCUCCUCAGUCAGCCUUUCUGAGUUGAACCGCAUGCGUGAUGUGGUCAGCAUCACUGGCAGCUCCAAUGCUGGCAGAACCAUUACACUGCUUCCAGAUGCUAGAAGGUCACCUACACCAUCUUAUAUGGAGCUCGCAGAGGCAGCAUUGAAGAAUGGCCACCAUGGUGAGCUACCUUACUGCCCGCGCCACUGCAAACAGACCUUCCAGGCUGGUUGGGCUGAAAAGAGCCUGGAGCCGCUGCCCAAUGUCAGGAUUCGCCUGCUUGAGUUCAGCGCUGAAAUCUACCAGCUGCUGCAGUCGCAUAACGGCUCCCUGCCACUGUUCAGUCUGCCCGCCUGCUACGAGUCCGAGAUUGGCAAGAUGGAGGCAUACCCGCAUGGUGUGCCGCUGGAGCACAUGGUCACCUGGGUGCACGGUGUGGUGCUCAAGUCGUCUCCCAAUGGAGGCUGCUCCAAGCUGCUCUGCUGGGGCACUGGCACACCCAUCCAGCAGUGCCCCGUCUCAUCUUUCGAUGAGCCUAGCACCACUGAGGUCGCUCUUGAAAGAGCCACCUCUCCCGCUCAGUUGGCUGCUCAGCUUGCUCUCUUUGGUAGGGAGGUCGUCGAGCUGCUGCGAGGAGCCAACCACUGCCAGAUCCAAUUCACCAAGUUCAUUCCUUCGUACCACCACCACUUUGGCAGGCAGUGCCGUGUUGCCUCUUAUGGCUUUACAAGACUGAUUGAUUUGUUGGAUGCAAUCCCGACUGUGAUCCAGGUUAUCGGAGAAGGCGAGAAUAGGGUUGUUGUUCUUGCUCAACAGGCUCAGAUUCGCCGCUUCACUUCAGAUUUAAUCCGAAUCUUGAAGGCGCAACCCAAGAGGCAAGCUACUCUCAAAGAGAUGCCUGACCUGUUCACCAAAACAUUCAGCAAGGCCUUUGAUCCCAUUGAUUACGGCCUGUGCACCUUUGAGGAUCUAGUCCACUCUGUACCUCCAAACACUAUAGUAUUCGACCCACCUGCCCAAGAGGGUCAACUGCCUGACCUGAAUACAAUGCUUUCAUUGCCUAAGAGGGAACAAACUCCAGAGGAGGCUGAAAGAACUCGCCACUUUGCUAAAGAGGUUGUGAGCCUCUUGAGAAAUGCUCCUAGAUGCGCCAUUCCAUUCAACAAGUUCAUUCCUGCAUACCAUCACCACUUUGGUCGCCAGUGUCGGCUCUCAGACUAUGGUGUUACAAAACUCACAGACUUGCUCAUUGCUGUUUCUGAUGUGGUAGAGAUCAAUGAUUUGCCCAAUGGUGAUCGCCACAUCAUCCUUUCUCUGCAUGAGCGCCAGAGCGUGCUAGCUGACCAGUUGAGGCGCAUGCUGCUCCGAAACGGUGGCCGCAUGCCUAUUGACCAAAUCAAUGCAAGCUACCAACAUGAGCAUGGUGUCGCUUUGGACCCUGAGAAGUAUGGAGCCACCAACAUUUUCGAUUUGGUCAACAAUAUAUCCUCUUGGCUGCAAGUCAUCAGCACUGCUCAAGGACCUUGUGUCCAAAUAGUUAAGCAGGCCCAGAACAUCAAGACUCGAGUAUUGAUCAUCCUGGUCAAGAACUUAGGCGUCGUCACCAAAAUUGAUGAUCUGAGAGCUCGUUACUUUGAUAUCUAUGAUCAGUCACUUAGCAUGUCUGAUCUCACCACCAUGGACAAGAUGCUGUCGCUGGAAAACGGCAAAGUGAAGCUGACUCCUGUUUACACUUGUGCUGCGCAGAUAUUUGCUGUGAUUAGUGAGCAGGGAGACUCUGUGCUCCUCAACAAUCUGUACAGCCUGUUCGUAGUUAAAUGGGGAAAGCCACUCAACACCACUCAGUAUGGCCACCCUUCAGUUACGUCACUGUUGAACUCCCUGCCAGAGAUGUUCACCAUCACUGGAAAGGCUAACAAAAGAGUUGUCUCUAUCCACCAGUUACUUGAAGAUUCAAAACCAUGUUUGAAGUCAUCUGCAAAGCCUCAAGCACAAUCCAUGCCUGCAUUUAACAACAACACACUCUCCAUCAAAACUCCAGGUGCUGCAGGAGGGACAGACCCAGACUUUGGACUACUUACCUGGGGUUCCCUCUUGCCAACACCAGCCCCUCAGCAAUCUCAGUUGCCUUUUGCGCCUCAAUCAUGCAUGCCUUGGAUUGGAAAGCCUUUGGGCCUCCAACCUGCUAGCUACUUCAAGGACAUGGGUGUAAACAAUACUGGCAUCUGGCCUGCUGCAGCCAUCAACCCCAUGAGUUCCUGGUCGCCUCCAAAGGCACACAGACAACUCCCAUCUCCUGAUCUGAGCAGGCUGCCAAUGCCAACCCAUGAUCUGGCCACCAACAUUGCUGAAUCCGCUCUGGACUUGUCUGAUUCUGGAAUUGACCACUCAUCUCCAGUGCCCUCCAAACGCCGUUCUCGCUUAGCUGCCAACUUCAGCAAUCCAAUUGAUUUGCACUAAAAAAUAUGUAUUUUUAAUGUGAUGGGUAAUGUUUUCCACAACUUAAUUGGAAGGACAGGGAAAAUAUUAUUUUAUUUGUUUUGUUUGUGGGGAUUUUUUAGAUCUCACUAGCUUUACUGAUUGGUUCCCCAGUAGGAAAAUAACAAACACUUGUAUGUUGUUAGGACUUGUUUCAGCGCUAGUCUUGAUUGUUGCCAAUGCUGGAUAUGGUUUGCACUGUCUGUGUGCGCAGCCAGUGUUACAAAGACUGCAUAAAUUGUUACGAAAUAUAUCAUUUGCUGGUCAUUGCAAUUAAUUUUAUUGAUAAAGUGUAUCUCUUGUCAUGGAAGCAAUCUUCAUACUAUUUUAAAAGCUUUUUACACCAUUCAAAUAUUAAUUGGUCCCUAGAGGAAGUUUUACCUUGUGAUUGUGACCAAAUGUUUAACAAAAAGCUUAUAUCACAAUAACUUACUCGAAUCUGGAGUAUUCUUUUGAACAUACUUUGUAAGGCAGCAAUCAUUUCUGCUUACUCAGUAUUUUGUGUCUUAAUUUACUAACAAGCACAUGAUUUUAUGUCCAAGGUCAAAAACAGAUUGUGAUCGAGUAAAGUAAAGCAUGUUUCACAAUGUUGUGCCAACCUGCAAUGUUUUCUGUAUGAAUAUUUUACACAAAUAUGUGCCUGAUAUUCCCUGUCCUCAAGAUGCGUUUUAGAAAAAAAUACAGUUUUCUACGAAAAAUA